AUGGAGGACGAUAAGACCGGAGACGGUGCGAAUCCGGUCCUGGUAGCGGAGAUCAACGAUGUCAGACCAUUUGCAAGACUGCUCAGAGGUAUCGGUCUGAAGAACAUGGCCACGGUGACAGUCAGCAAAGCGGGCUUCGAAGUGACCGUGGAAGAAGUCAAAACGUUGUGUGCUAUCGCAUGGAUUCCGAAUACCCUCUUUCAGACCUUCGAAUUCAACGAGCCAGAAGCUGAUGGUCAAGGCCACGCUCAGCCGGCCUGCUUUGAAGUCUCUCUCGACGCGCUUCUUCAAUGUCUCAACAUAUUUGGGAAUGCCACGAGUGGCCCGGUAGUCAGUACAUUCAGUGUGGGGACCAAGCGAGGCUGGGCUGGAGAAGGUGGACCAAGAGCAGAAGGCGAAGAAGGUGGUGGGGCAGGUGCUGGCGAGACGAGGGGUGGAGGUGGAAAUGCAAGUAAGAAGGGUCGGACGGGGAUGCGUAUGAGCUGGCAGGGACCAGGACAUCGAUUGUCCGUCAUGCUGCAAGACGACCCCAAGGGACCUCUGACGACGUGCGAAUUCAACCUAUAUGAGCCUGAGGAGCUCAUGAAUCAAGAUUUCAACCAGGACGAUUGUGUCCUAUAUCUCAUCAUGAAGUCCGAAUGGUUCCGAGACGCUCUAGCUGAUCUUCCACCAACUUCUCAACGGAUCACCUUGACUGCCACACCUCGCGAUCGUCCUCGACCCGAUGACGAGCUUGGAGCGACGAUGAAUUCCAACGAUCGCAGGAGUCAACGUGCCGACGUAGGUAGCUUCGCUAUCAAAGCAAUCGGCGAUUUCGGAUCGACAGAGCUGGACUACCCCAAUGAUAGGGAAGUCAUGGAUAAAUUCGAUUGUCCGGAAGAAGUCAGCUUUAGCUACCACUCGUCUCACUUUGCUCUCCUUACCCGGGCACUCCAGUCGUCCAUUAAAAUCUGCCUGCAGAUCGAGAAUUCCGGGUUCCUCUGCGUGCAGAUCAUGAUGCCCGUCAGUGAAGGGGUAGCUAUGGGGGGUCAUUCGGGCAUCUUAGAAUUCAAGAUGCACGCCCUGGCAGAUGACGAAUCUUAG
This is a messenger RNA of Kockovaella imperatae, 1083 nucleotides long. Its product is annotated as Rad1/Rec1/Rad17. The coding region runs from base 1 to 1083 and encodes 360 amino acids. The transcript has 9 exons. NCBI's taxonomy places the organism in Eukaryota, Fungi, Basidiomycota, Tremellomycetes, Tremellales, Cuniculitremaceae. The record is from RefSeq and is a predicted model, not a curated record. Gene Ontology annotation, cellular component: checkpoint clamp complex. Gene Ontology annotation, biological process: DNA damage checkpoint signaling; DNA repair.